AUGGUAUAUAAUCAUAAACAGGGUACCGAAAUCUAUCAAUGUAUAAAGAUUCAGCCGAAUCCCAGAUGCGAAAGCCUUGCAGUCUUCUUGUAAGUUUCAAGCAUUUGAUCAAAUUUGCGAUACGUUGAGUGACAUUUGGGUGCUUAGUAUUAAUGAAGAAUGUUAUGGUACAUAUAAAUGAUAGCUCGUGAUUACAAAGAUUUAUAAAUAUAUUUUAAAGGGUAAAAUACACAAUUGCAGAAAAAAAUACACUUUUGCAGAAAAAGAAAGAAGCGGUUUUAACGAUAUAUUGUACAUUACGUCGACUUUACGGAUUUAAUAGAAACAAGAAAGAAACAUUAAAAUCAUAG
Messenger RNA from Heterotrigona itama, 350 nucleotides. The record is from the annotation of a GenBank genome assembly. NCBI's taxonomy places the organism in Eukaryota, Metazoa, Arthropoda, Insecta, Hymenoptera, Apidae.